This is a messenger RNA of Acanthochromis polyacanthus (spiny chromis), 3504 nucleotides long. Its product is annotated as homeobox protein otx5-like. Gene Ontology annotation, cellular component: nucleus. The transcript has 3 exons. NCBI's taxonomy places the organism in Eukaryota, Metazoa, Chordata, Actinopteri, Pomacentridae. Gene Ontology annotation, molecular function: DNA-binding transcription factor activity, RNA polymerase II-specific; RNA polymerase II cis-regulatory region sequence-specific DNA binding. The coding region runs from base 643 to 1533 and encodes 296 amino acids. Gene Ontology annotation, biological process: regulation of transcription by RNA polymerase II; multicellular organism development. The record is from RefSeq and is a predicted model, not a curated record.
UCCACCCUGCAGACCCACAUCCUCUUCUCCGGGACCAGGGACCGCCACGGGCCUCUACACUUCCCAUCACACGGCAGACCAGGAGGCGUUGCUUUUUUUUGCCACCGUUUUACCUGGCGACGUAUAGGUGCGCACCGCAAUUACGCACGACUUUUGCUGGAGAAACUGCGGGUCUCGUUUAGUCAGUCGGUGUUAUUAUUAAUGUGGUAUCUUUAUUUGUAGUUUUGUAUUGAUUUGAGUUGUUGUCGCAUUUCUUAUCUGAACAGAAGAAGCGUUAAAAUAGGCGCCCAAGUUGUUAAAUCUGGUUUUACGCACCAGGUGAGAACAGGUGUAAAGGCGCACGGCCGUUACUCGUGCGCGUAGAAGCACAGGUGCCUGGCUCCACGGGCACAAAGUCAGAGGACAAAGAAGGGGGAAGGCCGGCACUGAGCACAUCAAAAACAACAACUAAGUGACAAACAACCCAGGAAAAAGAAAAUACAGCGGGAGGGAGUGAGAGGACAAAAACGAGAGAGAAAGAGAGAGAGAGAGAGAGAGAGAGAGACACCCCCCUGGAGACUAGUUAGGAGACCCGGCCCCCGGUCUGAGAGAAGGAGAGAGAGAGUGAGGGAGUGAGGGAGUGUUUUAAAGCCGGCAGGAGGCAUGAUGUCCUACAUUAAGCAACCCCAUUACGCCGUGAACGGGUUAACGCUGUCCGGCCCGGGCAUGGAUCUGCUCCACUCCGCUGCCGUUGGAUAUCCCAGCACCCCACGUAAGCAGCGUCGGGAACGCACCACCUUUACUCGUGCACAGCUGGACAUCCUGGAGGCUCUGUUUGCCAAAACUCGCUACCCAGACAUCUUCAUGAGGGAGGAGGUGGCCCUCAAGAUCAACCUGCCCGAGUCUAGAGUCCAGGUUUGGUUCAAGAACCGCCGUGCAAAGUGCCGUCAACAGCAGCAACAGAGCACAGGCCAGUCCAAACCCCGGCCCCCUAAGAAGAAGGCUUCUCCUGCUCGCGAGGCCAACACCGAGGCCAGUGCCAACGCCACCAAUGGACCCUACAGCCCUCCACCCCCUCCUCCAGGCACCGCCAUCACCCCCAGCUCCAGCUCUGCCAGUGCCACGGUGUCCAUCUGGAGCCCAGCCUCCAUCUCUCCGUUGCCAGACCCCCUGUCUGCCUCCACCACCCCCUGCAUGCAGCGCACCACCACCUACCCCAUGACCUACACCCAGGCACCAGCCUACAGCCAGAGCUAUGCAGGCUCCUCCUCCUACUUCACUGGCCUGGACUGUAGCUCCUACCUGUCUCCCAUGCACCCGCAGCUGUCAGGCACCGGAGGAGCCCUGAGCCCCAUCACAGCCUCCUCUAUGGGCGGGCCCCUCAGCCAGUCCCCCGCCUCGCUGUCCUCCCAGGGCUACACAGCAGCCUCGCUGGGCUUCGGGGCCGUCGACUGUCUAGACUACAAAGACCAAGCUGCCUGGAAGCUCAAUUUCAAUGCCGCUGACUGUCUGGACUACAAAGACCAGAACUCCUGGAAGUUCCAGGUCUUGUAAAUAACAAGAAGAUGGGAAGUAGGGAGGGUGGCUGAACAAGUGAGAAAUCAGACAUAAUCAAAGUAGGGUGAAUAACCCAAGAUUGCUUUUGGUGUGUUUUAGAAGAAAGGAAGAGAACUUGGGACACAGAAAUCUUUAAUCAUAUCAGCUGAAGAAUGAAUCAGAUGAAAUAUUCUCUUAGUUUUUAUUGUUUCAGGAAAACAUUUGUGGAGGUGAACUGAUCUGUUGAUGCUUGGCUUGUAACAAAGAGAUGACAGUAGCGUUUGAAACAACACAGAAAUCAGCCUUGAAAUCAAGGAAUGGCCACGUAUGGAAAGCAAGACUGAUAUAUGUACAAUGAAAUCAGAUUAGCGAGAAAGAACAAAAGCUUUAAUUUUCCUGCUCAGUGGAUCAGAAAGUCGAAACCAGAGAAUUUUCAGUGAACUUGCAAAACAAAGGAGGUCACUUGUCACAUGUUAACUGCAUCCCUUCAAGCAAGACUCAUUAGCUGUUAACAGAAAUUAGUACAAAUUGGUUUGAUGAACAAAUCUGAACUUAGAAACUGUUGGAAAGGCUUUGAUUUGGACCAAAAUAGAAGCACAACUUAUCUUUUAAAAUGCCACAGCACAGCAACAGUUACACCUUCAGUAACCUAUGAGUUGUCUGCAUGACUGACGGCCUUCAACUCUUGUGUUAAAGCACAUGAACUGAUGAGAGCCCAAGCUUAUGUAAUUUCUUCCUUUUAGACUUUGUCUUGUAUUUUCCUUGAUGUCUUUUUUUUUUUGCAAAGCUGCUUUUUUUAUCAGCUGACUCGAGAAGCUUUGAGACAAACAACUCAGCUAACCCAACCUGACACCCAACAGAGGUGUCUUUACAGGGAGGCCACUAAUUCAAAAUAAAUAGCAGACACAAGCUGAUGGUUCCCAGUAGCCUUGUAUGAUAUUGACCCUCUGCAGCCUGCGUGUGAUACAAGCGGAGGGGUUGGAGCUGGUCACUCCAGUGACUGCAGUACAAACCUGUUGCCUUUGAGCAUGGUUGUAGUCAUUAGCAGAAUGGCUCGUACAUUGCUAGUUUAAUAGGAUCACUUCCACACCGUUUGGGCAACAAUGGUCACACUGUGUCUGUUGGCAGCCGAGCAAUGUUCCCCCCACUUCAUCUCUCAGUAGUUGCAUGAGGCAAGCAGAGUGUUGAAGCAGUUCUUGAACUUUGUCGUUAGCUUUUAUCGGCUGAUGAACUGCUCCAGCGAGGUAUUUGAUGGGAGAGAAGACUGCACCAGAGAAAGGGAAGGGAUGGAGCCGCCAUGCAGCUCCCCCUUUGCACAGAGAGUUUGGUGCCUCUCUCAGCUCCAACCUGUAAAGACGUGAUGGGUACCACUUUAUGUGUUUGAUGUUUCAUUUGAUUUUAUUUUUUGUAUUAGACUUUAACAACAUUAUGUUUCUUUUAAAAUUUGUGAAUUCGUUUAAGUACAAAUUGUGGUAAUUUGUUUUGAAGUUGAUAUUAUUAUCAGUAUUAUUACUAUCACCAUGAGUAUUAUGUCUUCAGCUGACAUGGACAUUGCUAAUAUACUUUUUUUGUUGUUGUUUUGUAAAUAUUAAAACUUGAAAAUGCAAUCAUGUCUGGUAUCAGCCGUGUGUUGUUACGCAGGCGCUCCACCCAACAGACACUCUCUUUCUCAUAUUUUUUUCUUAAUUUCUAGAAAACUGCCAACUUUUUAAUUUUUGUUUAUAUAUUUUUUGGUUUCUGCUUCUUCUUCUUUUUUCAAACUCAGGGGUCUAUCCAAUAGAAGUAGCAGGAAUAAUAGGACACAAUGCUAUUUAUGCUUCUUAAUCAUUUACUGUACUUUCAUCUUUUGCAUAAUAAUCUUCUCUGCUUAUUUUUCUGACAUGAAUUAUUUUGUAUGUUUCAUUUGUCUCCCGUGUUUGACCAGUCUCACCACUACCAUGCUAGAGAGCUAUGAUGUUUCUGAGACAUUAAACGACUUCGUUAAAGCUC